CUGAGCGUGGCAGCCAUUUUGUUUUGGACACCGAGCAGGAGUUGGCGGCGGCAGCUGUGGUGGCACAGACGAAAGGCAGAGAAGGGCAGGCCGGACGACCAGGCGGAUUGGCCGGCUAGGUAGUCAACCUAAACGAACGAGCCUCGCAAUCUACCGCUUACUCAUUUAACCAACCGCCCACUUACUGAACCCGAGCCCCUCCGUCAACUCAGGUUCGGCCGGUCCCCGGCCCGCCUGCCGCAGCCGUGGUGGCAGCCCCGGGAGGAGCACUGGCGUCCGUUUCUUUUGAUUCUCGGGAUUUGAAGAUGGCUGCACAAUCAGCGCCGAAAGUUGUGCUAAAAAGCACCACCAAGAUGUCUCUAAAUGAGCGCUUUACUAAUAUGCUGAAGAACAAACAGCCGAUGCCAGUGAAUAUUCGAGCUUCGAUGCAGCAACAACAGCAGCUAGCCAGUGCCAGAAACAGAAGACUGGCCCAGCAGAUGGAGAAUAGACCCUCUGUCCAGGCAGCAUUAAAACUUAAGCAGACUUUAUAUGCAAGUCCGGACAUUGGCUGUGGAAGGAUAUGUCCAAGCUGUGGCUGGGCGUCUGGAGGGCGGUGCCAUGCAACUAAGAGCUUAAAGCAGCGCCUGGGUAAGAGUAACAUCCAGGCACGGUUAGGCCGACCCAUAGGGGCCCUGGCCAGGGGAGCAAUUGGAGGACGAGGUCUGCCCAUAAUCCAGAGAGGCUUAUCCAGAGGAGGACUCCGUGGGGGACGAGCCACCAGAACCCUACUUAGGGGCGGGAUGUCGCUCCGAGGUCAAAACCUGCUCCGAGGUGGACGAGCCGUAGCUCCCCGAAUGGGCUUAAGAAGAGGUGGUGUUCGAGGUCGUGGAGGUCCUGGGAGAGGGGGCCUAGGGCGUGGAGCUAUGGGUCGUGGCGGAAUCGGUGGUAGAGGUCGGGGCAUGAUAGGUCGGGGAAGAGGGGGCUUUGGAGGCCGAGGCCGAGGCCGUGGACGGGGAAGAGGUGCCCUCACUCGCCCUGUAUUGACCAAGGAGCAGCUGGACAACCAAUUGGACGCGUACAUGUCGAAAACUAAAGGACACCUGGAUGCCGAGUUGGAUGCCUACAUGGCACAGACAGAUCCAGAAACCAAUGAUUGAAGCCUGCCUGCCUAUCCUUCUGUGAGAGACUCUUGAUAAGUCGCCACAUCUGUAAAUAACCUUGAGAUAACAGAUGAGAAGAAACCUGAUUGAUGCUGGAAGGACCUAUCACAAUAGGCUAUGGACUUACCUGCCACCAGUUUGUGCAUUUAGUGUGUUCCUUUUACUUUUUGAUACUGUGUUGUAUGAAACCCUUUUUUCCUUUGAUUUGAUUGGUUUUUGUUUUGUUUUGUUUUUUCCUCUCCCUUCACCCAGACUUAUCUUUGAACAUGAAUGUGUUGGCCUUGUAGGUAGAACACUUUGCCUACC
Molecule: messenger RNA, 1448 nt
Organism: Sciurus carolinensis (gray squirrel)
Lineage: Eukaryota; Metazoa; Chordata; Mammalia; Rodentia; Sciuridae
Gene: Chtop
Product: chromatin target of PRMT1
Exons: 7
Coding region: 306-1139 (277 amino acids)
Source: RefSeq, a predicted model, not a curated record